AGGAGAUGUUGGCAUCUUUCAGCCCAGUGGACGUGCUCAUCGAGUACGGCCAUGCGGUGGUCAAUCUCAUCGCCUUCGUCGCCUUCUGGCGGCAGGCGAUGCCUCUCAUCUCGAAACAUGGUACGACACGCACAUCCUCCCAGAUCAGCCACACAACAUGCGCCACGAUGGUUGCCAUGCAUGGACUUGCAGGUCUGCUUCCCGUGACACGCACACUGCGGGAUAUGAGCCGUUCGUCCACUGGCAGGCGCUUCUCGGCAUCGGCGUCGUCUUCUGAGGUUCAACCCGAGAGGCGCCGUGUGAGGUGGAAGCAGGUGCGGCAGUACCCGACGCUGUGCUGGUGGUUCUACAAAGACCACCACAUACACUUGAUGUGCGCGGUGAGAGCCAACCACACAAACAAACAUGCAGCCACAAGACGGCGGUGUCUGUGUUUGUGUCUGUGUCUGUCUGCAGGCGGGCUGCAUCGGUGGUGUGCUAUUGCUGCUUCUCCCCUGCCCUCAUCGGCUCUACGGCACAACCGAUAUCUCCCUCUUUGCUGCUGCCGUCGGAGUGGCGUGGGUGCGAGCGGGGAUCUGGCUGCUGAUGGGCGUCGUCUACCUCUCGCUGCAGAACGUGUCUGGCCCCUUCCUGGCCCUCCAGAUGGACGCCAACCUUAUCGAGAUGAACUGCCUCAUCGCACUGCACUCCAUGCUGCUGGCGACCCACGUGCUGUCCUGCACCCUCCUGCCGAUUCAAUCACUGUUGGGCGGGUGGCCUCUGAUGGGUCGGAUUCUGACGUUUGUGGUGGAUUUCCGGCUGAGCCAUCACAUGCGCUGGCUGAUCUUCCGGGUGAUGCUGGCGUGCGGCAUGUGCAAGUGGUACGGCUCGCCCAUGUGGAAGUCACUCACCGCCAUGACAGGUGGGUGUGUCGACUAUGAAUGAGUGUGACGCAUGAGGGUCUGUGUGUGUACUGUGUGUUGCCUUCCUGCGUGUGUCAGCGCAUUACGAGACGCAGCCACUGCCGAACUGUGUGUCUUGGUACGUCCACAUGGCCCCCGAGUGGUGGCACAAAGUUGAAACAGCCAUGUCACUCGUCAUCGAGAGUGAGCCAGGGAGGGACAGGGCAAGGCGAGCACACACCCACUCUCUCUCUCUCUCUCUGCUGUGUGUGGGGCUGGACAUGGUCUCAGUCAUGAUUCCUUUCCUGGUGUAUGCCCCCUGGUACUUAUCGCGACUGGUGGCCUUUGUCGGCUUCGUGCAGCUGACCGUCAUGAUCAACACCACCGGCAACUACGGCCACCUGGGCAUCAUGACUAUUGUCCAGUGCCUCCCGAUCCUCUAUGCUGACGAGUGGCCGCUGAGCCUCCUCACAGCCAGGGUGCAGCUACCGAGCAGCAGGCCGUCUGGUCCGCUGGCAGUGCCGGCAUGGGUGGCUGUGGUAUUUGGCGUGUUGUGUGCGGUGGUGUGGGUGUGUCUGCUGGCGGUGGUGUAUGUGCUGUGGGCGGUAUCGACUGUGCCUCUGCUGCAGUCCUUCAAAGGUCACGAGGGCAAGAAGAGAGUGGUGGGAGGGGUGAGCAUCUUCGGAUGCGUGUGUGUGUGUGUGUGUGUGCUGUGCGUUGUAGGUCGUGUCCGUAUGCCCCCCAGUCGGCUGGUGGACUUGUACAGCUACCUCCGGCGAUACAAGGUCUGCAACUACUACGCCAAGUUUGGCAGGUGGGCCAUACACGCAACACAACUCACCGAGAGAAAAGAGAAGAGCCGAUCAAUGUGAUGUGUCGUGGCAUUCAGCAUGAAUGCGGAGCGUCUAGAGCUGAUUGUGCAGGGGCAGAGGGAGGGCUGCAGGGAGUGGCUGCCGUACGAGUUCAAAUUCAAGCCAUGCAACCCUUUCACAGCACCACGUUUCGCAUUCUUCUACAUACACAGUGAGCUCAGCACACACAUACCCCUUCACACACACAGCCGUGUGGCAUGUGUGUGUGUGUGUGUGUGUGGAUCGGUAUCAGGAUUCGAUUGGCGUCUGUGGUUUCUGCCGCUGGAGUGGCAGCGGGCGAGAAGCCGCCGGACACAGUGCGAUGUGCCAGACUGGUUGGUAUAGGUCGGGACCCUCGCGGACCCGCCCGCUACCCACACCUGCCUGUCUGCCUGUCUGUGUUUGAUGUGAUGUUCAGGUACGAGGCCUUCAUCCAUGGUCUCACUCUCAACGACCCCACCACGCUCUCCCUCAUCCACAACAACCCCUUCCCUGACGAGGCUCCGGCCAAGAUCCGCACGCUCGUCGUCAAAUUCUCAUUCACACCCCCUCUAACAGCAGCAGCAGCAGCAGCGGACAGAGACACAGAGACGGACACUCAAGAGAGGCCCACAUCGCCACCCACUCUCUCCCAGCAAAGCACUGGCGAAGAUGACUCCAUGGGAGUGAGGCGUCGUGCUGCUGCUGGUGCCGCUGUUGCUGCUGUUAGUGAUGGCACUCGGGGGUUCAGCCAGGAGGAGCAGGUUGGUGAGGGUAGGGGAGGGAAGAGCGUGUGGCGGUUUCUCCGCUGUUGUGCGAGAGGAAGGCGUGUGAGGUGGUGGGUGACGCGGCCAGUGGGUGUGUACCACUACUAUGACCGUGGUAGGCCCGACCACAGCAACAGCAGCAGCAACGAGUCGUCCGAGGGCAGCAGCGACUCAUGGCUGCUGUAGGGAUCGAUUGCAUUUUGUCAGUAUUUCUGGUUGGCUGAUUCGGUGGUCGGAUCUUUGUGGGAUGGGAGGGUGAGGGGCGAGAUAUUUGUUGUCGUUGCAUCGCUGCAGGCCUCCCUGUCUUAGUUUGAUAUGAAUGCGUGCAGCGAGGCUAUAUUAUAUGGGGACGAACGAGCGGUAGUGCCGGUCAUGUAAACGAAC
Vitrella brassicaformis is the source of this 2862-nucleotide messenger RNA. Lineage: Eukaryota; Vitrellaceae. The record is from the annotation of a GenBank genome assembly.